CGGUCAGUUGAUAGUGAUCCGCGAAUUGGGUUGGAUUGUGAUUGUUGAUUGUUGAUUCGUUGAUUGGUUGAUUCGUUGAUUCGAGCUUUUGGGUACUUUCUUCCAUUCCAUAAUCUUUGUUCGCCGGGCAUUCUUAUCAGAGCAGACAAGUGAUAAAAUAUGGCUAGUGAAGCUGCGGUUCCAGCGGUUUUAAAAACCCUGUUUAGCUAUAUCGAUGCCAACAAGGCCAAGUACAUCAGUGCGCUAGCGGAAGCUGUGGCAAUCAAGUCGGUCUCGGCUUGGCCCGAUUCGCGGACGGAAAUCUUCCGUAUGGUCGAUUGGGUUGCCGAGCGGUUGCGAGCGCUUGGGGCGACCGUUGAACUGGCCGACGUUGGCAAGCAGACCCUUUCCGAUGGACGAGUGCUCGAUCUGCCGAAGGUGAUUCUGGCCGAGUUGGGCAAAGAUCCCGCCAAGAAGACCGUUGUGCUAUACGGUCACAUCGACGUUCAGCCGGCUAUUCUGGAGGACGGGUGGGACACCGAACCAUUUGUGCUGACCGAGAAGGAUGGAAAGCUGUUUGGUCGUGGUGCCAGCGAUGACAAGGGACCGGUGCUCGGGUGGAUACAUGCGAUUGAGGCUUAUCAGGCUAUCGGGGAGCCCCUGCCGGUGAAUCUGAAAUUUGUUUUCGAGGGAAUGGAAGAAUCGGGCAGCGAAGGACUGGAUGAGCUUUUGUUUAAGAGAAAGGAUGACUUCCUGAGUGGGGUGGAUUACGUGUGUGUGUCCGACAAUUAUUGGCUCGGUAGGGAUAAACCUUGUAUUACAUAUGGGCUGAGAGGCAUUUGCUAUUUCGAGGUGGAGGUAGCUUGCGCUGGAAAGGAUCUACACAGUGGGGUUUUUGGAGGAACGGUAUACGAAGCAAUGAACGAUCUUGUAUAUUUGCUGGGAACACUCGCCGACAAAGAGGGUAAAAUUUUAAUUCCCAACGUGUACAAAGAGGUCGCCCCGCUGCUACCGAACGAGCAGCAGAUCUACGACGCAAUCGACUUCGAUGUGUCCGACUAUCGCGAUCAGCUUGGCGCGGGUCGUCUGCUGCAUAACGAGGACAAAACAAAAAUCUUGAUGCAUCGGUGGAGGCAACCAAGUCUUUCGAUUCACGGUGUUGAAGGUGCCUUCUACGAACCGGGUCAGAAAACAGUUAUCCCGAAGAAAGUAAUCGGGAAGUUUUCGAUUCGCAUCGUACCCGACCAAACCCCAGAGUUGAUCGAGAAAUACGUGGCUCAGUAUCUUACCGCUAAAUGGGCCGAACGAGGCUCGCCCAACAAGUUCGCCGUGCGAAUGGCCCACGGUGGUAAUCCCUGGACAGAGGAUCCGAAUCAUCCGCACUAUCAGGCAGCACGUGUCGCUACCAAAUAUGUGUACAACGUGGAUCCGGAUAUGACUCGAGAGGGAGGAUCAAUCCCUGUGACUUUGACACUGCAGCAGACCACCGGCAAGAACGUGCUUUUGCUACCGAUGGGUGCCUCCGAUGAUGGAGCGCACUCACAGAACGAGAAGAUCGAUGUUCGUAAUUAUAUCGAAGGGACUAAACUGUUGGGAGCCUAUUUGUACGAAGUAGCCCAGAUUAAGUGAUUUGAAGUGAGCGAGUAUACGAAAAUGCCUGAAACUGAACAUCACAUGAAUAUAUCACUAAACUCCGCUCUAG
Toxorhynchites rutilus septentrionalis is the source of this 1681-nucleotide messenger RNA. RefSeq names its product cytosolic non-specific dipeptidase (gene Cndp2). The coding region runs from base 160 to 1608 and encodes 482 amino acids. The record is from RefSeq and is a predicted model, not a curated record. Gene Ontology annotation, molecular function: metallodipeptidase activity. Gene Ontology annotation, biological process: proteolysis. The transcript has 5 exons. NCBI's taxonomy places the organism in Eukaryota, Metazoa, Arthropoda, Insecta, Diptera, Culicidae.